AUGGCAGAGCGCGUCGACAUUCUGGAGAUGUACGAAGACAAGUACAAACGCUAUGAUUCAUUCAAUAAUACAUGGCAUAUCUGUGAAGAGUUUGGAGCCGGCCUGCCAGAAACGUGGCAGGAGUCAGAGGACUAUCGAACGUUCCUUGGGGACUACACCAACGAGGAGAGAGAGGAAAUCGCACAGAUGGGGUUAGGCGAUGAACCCCCUCCCAUUUUGAAUACCCCCCUCCGUGCCCCCACUCCACCCACAAAUCCUGAACCAUAUGUUGAGACAGAUUUACCUUCUGACCAUCUUCAAGCCGUCAACACCCUGCGUCAGACAUCUCUGCUGGAGCUGUUGCAAAUUGGCGUCUUCCCAAUUCCACAAUCGCAUCCUGAAAUUUCUGAGAAGGAUAGACAACAUUUUGCCCGCUGGCUUGGUUUGGACACGGAUGACAAGCCAGAAAUGCGCCGACAAUUUGAGGCGUCUGAUAUAGCUCGGCUGUCUUUGCAAUUUGUUAAAAUUUUGGUAGCUGGCAAAUACUUGAUCCACGUUAUAGGGAGGCUGAUAUUGCCCGUUUUUUUGAUUGAGCGUGGGGUACCUUUCCGUACCCUGGUGUGGAAAAGUAUGAUGCCUAAGCCCCCCCCAAGUAUGCCCGUCAUCUAUCAGCUCCCUUCUCGUGGCCCCAAUUAUGUUUUCAGCAAGCGCGACUUUGAUAGCUAUAUUCACCUCCGAGAGAUUCUGGUCCGUCAACCACGUAUCCGUGCAGCUCUUCUUCGAGGGGGGAUGCCAUGGCGGUUAGUCAUCAGCUUUACGCAUGCUGACAAAAUAUUGGGUGGUCCUGUGGGUGGUGGUCCCAUGCGAGAAGUUCAUCACCCUUCUGGUGAGACGCUUGUCGACGAUGACCUAACAGAUUUGGAACUGGAUUUGUUAUGCGGGACAUAUAUUUGUGACACAGGGCAAGGUCCCGUCAUAGCAUACAAAUCUUGGUUCCCACCAGCUUUUUUCUUUGAGAAGAAAGAUUGUGCGGAGAACUAUGGCCAGUGGACUGAUUACCGGGAAGCCAGAUAUAGGGGUCGUUUGUCGGAUAUUGGGGCUCAACCAGAGCCUGUGUCAAGAUGGCGGGACCAGUUGAGGGGUAGUCUAGAUCACGUGCAGGCAGUCAACUCAGACGAUUGUUACAAUUUCGAGAUGAUCGGAGGCUUGAGAGAGCUGGUCUCACCACUGGUGUUGACGUUCAAACAUGUUUCUACCCCUGGCCAACAGAUUUUAACUGGGAUCCAACUAAUCAGAGAGGAGUUGGAUCUUCGUUGCCAGCUCCCCGUCUCUAGCCCUAUGACUCUGUUCACUUUCGCCAAUGAUCCCCUCACUCACGGAGACUAUACCUUUCCAGCUGAAGCAGAUAUAGAACUCACCUACACCUUCAUCGGUGGGAACGCUAUGCAACAAGAGAAAGUCAAGACUGUCGUCCAAGAGUGGGUGAAGUGUGUUAACUCAAGCUCACUUUUGUCGCCAACGGCAACGCUGCCAUUCGUAUCAGUUUCGAUCCUCGCUCGGGCUCUUGAUCCUACGUUGGGAACGAAGCUUUGUGCCAGUGGCCGGAACGGCUGGUUCACUGGUGAUGGUUGGUUCCUCAAUGGUGGCCGCCUCAAAAAUGGCUGGUUCCUCAACUGUUGGUUCUUCAACAACGAGUGGUUCCUCGACGGUGGCUGCCUUCCACCAUCGGUCUCACGACGCAGCCACAGAUCAAUCUGCCCCCAAAGUCGUCUCGUCCCUGUGACCGUCGACCUUCACAUCAUCAUCCGCGACCUCAUGCGUACACGAAUUCUUUGCCGUUUCCCAACAAAUCGUCAAAUUGCCGCUCUGUCGCUAUCGCUGAUGGAGAGAGUUCUGGCGUCAUUUACGAUGUACAGCGAACUGAAGGAAGCUACUACGGACUCAGAAUAUGACAAGGUGUUCGCGCGCUUACAGAUGGAGUGGACCUAUAUCGGAGGUUUGCUAGUCGCACUAGCAGCGUAUGUACAUUCGACUUCGUUCCCGGAAGGAGUUGCUAAUGUCACUUACAUCAGUGUCGAUACAGCCGUCUUCUCCAUCUCCCAAGGGUCACUAUUCAAUGUCAACUUCUACGCUCGGCGUGCUAUUGCUACGAGCAGCAUUGCAUCUGGUCUCGGCAUCGCAUGUGACGCCUGGUUUCUCUUGCAAUAUAACUGGGCAGACCUACAGACAUUCAUUGCUCGUGCUCGGGACGUAUACGGCUCUUACUUCUUCUUCUCCCUCUCAGCGCGUGUCCCAGGCCUCUGCAUGUUCACCUCCGCCCUCUCCCUCAUGCUCUUCCUCGAGCUUGUGGCUUUCGACGCCUGGCCAGAAGGGGUGGUUAUGUCCCUGCAGUUUUUGGUUUAUGGCGCGCAUUGGUGUGUGGGGCGAGUGGUUGAGGGUGGGCGGACGGGUAUCAGGGCAGUUAGAAGGGUUACGGGUUGCUCAAAUUGA
This is a messenger RNA of Laccaria bicolor S238N-H82, 2469 nucleotides long. RefSeq lists its product as uncharacterized. The transcript has 14 exons. The coding region runs from base 1 to 2469 and encodes 822 amino acids. The record is from RefSeq and is a predicted model, not a curated record. NCBI's taxonomy places the organism in Eukaryota, Fungi, Basidiomycota, Agaricomycetes, Agaricales, Hydnangiaceae.